Messenger RNA from Sardina pilchardus (European sardine), 1675 nucleotides. RefSeq lists its product as uncharacterized. Bases 274 to 1044 code for a protein of 256 amino acids. The record is from RefSeq and is a predicted model, not a curated record. The transcript is spliced from 4 exons. NCBI's taxonomy places the organism in Eukaryota, Metazoa, Chordata, Actinopteri, Clupeiformes, Clupeidae.
AGAGAGAGAGAGCGAGAGAGAGGAGGAGGACGUUAAAGGAGAGGAGGAAGGCAAAGGAGGGCUGAGAGGUUACAAGGGGGAAAGGCAGAAGCACAGAGAGAAAGAAAGAAAAAAGAAGGAACAAAAGAAAGAAAGAAAGAAAGAAAGAAGACAUUGCACCCAAAAAGGAGAGCAAAAUCACUCAAAACAUUUAUUCAAAAGUUAAGUAUCAACAGGUGACAAAUCAGCUAUCAACAAGCCUCCAGCUACUGGGACCCCCUUUGUUACCUCACAAUGGCUGCCGGUCCCGCGGUAACCGUCACCACGAUGCUGGUUGUCGUCAUGGUGUUUGUUGCCCCAACAUGUGGAAUGAGUAACGAGCUGGACUACGGGAACUGGAACUACAGGGAGGGAGCGGAGAGCGUGGACGUGACCUACGUGCGGAGCGUGACGCGAGUGCUGGACUCCUGGGGCAAGAAGAUCUUCAACGAGAUCAAGACCCUGCUGCACUCCCAGCCCAGCGCCCUCCUGCCCGACUACUCCAGGGUCCGCCCUCUCUCCGAGUCCCUCAACGACCUCUUCCGAGAAGUCUUGCACUUGCAGAGGCGCAUCACCGACCUCAACCAUCGCCUAGCAACCCUGGAGCCCGUCCUCCGUCGCUACGGAUACCGCACGCGAGGGGAGGAGGAGGAGGAGGAGGAGGAAGAGGAGGAUGAGGAGGAAGAACAGCAACAGCAGCAGCAGCGGCGGCGGCAGAAAGAGAUGAUGAUGGGAAUAGAGGAAGGGAGAGGGAGAGAGAGGCGGAGAGAGAGCGGAGGAGGAGGAGGAGGAGGAGGAGGAGGAGGAGAGGGGGGCAAUAGGGUGCCGCUGGCGUCCCGGGGUGGUGGGUACCCCCGGGGGGGCGGAGCGGGCGGUGCCAGCCUGGUACCACGGCAACCCACGCGCCGGUACACCGUCAGGACGGUGCGUCCCGUGAGGCGGGUGGUGCGCACCAGGAGGGUGAGGGUCUACAAGGACAAGGACGGCAACGUCAGGGUGCUGGAGAGUGAUGCUGGAGAGAGAUAGAGAGAGAGAGAGAGAGAGAGAGAGAGGGGGGAUGAAGAGAGAGAGAGAGAUGCUAGAAGGAGUGGGUGAGAGAGGAAACGUGUGUGUGUGUGUGUGAGAGAAGGAAAGUCAGAAAGGAGUGGGUGAGAGGGAGUGUGUGUGUGUGUGUGUGUGUGUGUGUGUGUGUGUGUGAGAGAGAGAGAGAGAGAGAGAGAUACUGAAAGGAGUGGGUGAGUGUGUGUGUGCGUGUGUGUGUGAGAGAGAGAAAGAUACUGAAAGGAGUGGGUGAGUGUGUGUGUGUGUGUGUGUGUGUGUGUGAGAGUGUGUGAGAGAGAGAGAAAGAUACUGAAAGGAGUGGGUGAGAGAGGGAGUGUGUGUGUGUGUGUGUGUGUGUGUGUGUGUGUGUGUGUGUGAAAGAGAGACCGAGAGAGAGAAAGAAAAAAAGAAAGAAAGAAAGAGGUAGUGAGUGAAUAUGAGUGAAAACUCUCAAGAGAUAAGAGACAGGGUAGAGGAACUGAAGUUGUGAAUGCCUACAUCUUGCAAAUAUUGUAUUCUGUCAAAUCUGUGUGUAUAUGUCUAAACUAGACUAUGACUGUUCUAUACCUGUUGCAAUAUGGAAUCACUAUGCAUAUGAAUAAACGUUUAAAAAUAA